CUGACAAACCGGUCGUGGGACCGCCUCGAAAUCACGAAGCCACAUGCCUAUAAAGGCGCGGCCGGCUCUUCCCUCAGACAAGGACAGGAAAAGGGAAGGGCAUUGACACUCGACAAACGGGGGGAGAACUGAAGAAGCCGUGCCCCGAACACAAGCAGCGCAGCUCAGCUGAUUCCCAGGACAGCCAAUCCCUGCAGCGGCACGACAGCAGACGAGCAGCCGCUGCAUUGAGCCGAUCAGCAGCGAAUUAAAGCAGGGCACUCUCGGAGGAGGAGGAGAGACAAGACAGGCAACUCGGAUCUUCUAUUGCACACCUGCUGCUGAAUUGAAGGAAGAAUCGCCAAGAUGAUGAUGCAGCUGCCGGAAACCCACAAACAGAAGAACUCCCUCUUCACCGCCAUGAACCGCUUUAUCGGCGCCGUGAACAACAUGGACCAGACCGUCAUGGUGCCCAGCCUGCUGCGGGACGUCCCGCUGGACGAGGACCGGGUGCUGAGCUCCAUGAAAUCGGACGUGGACGAGGGCGACAUGUACAGCUACUACCAGCUGCUCAAGUCCAUCCGCACCGACAUGGAGUGGGGCGUCCGGUGCGCCACGGCCGACGAGAGGCGCAAGGAGAGCCUGAGGAUCACUCGCAUGAACUCCUCGGCCUCCAGCUCCUCGUCCUCCUCCUCCUCGUCGUCGUCGUCGUCGUUGUCGUACGAGGAGGACGAAGAGGAGGAGGAGGAGGACGAGGACUUGGAGAAGCAGUUCCAGUACCACCUGACCGGGCUGCACGGUGUCCUGUCCAAGCUCACGCAGCAGGCCAACUGCCUCACCAAGCGCUACAAGCAGGAGAUUGGCAUCGGAGGGUGGGGCCAGUGAAGCCUGUGCCCGCAGGAACUGAGAGCCCAGUUUUCAUUUUUUUUCUUCCUGGGACUGGCCGAACUGACUUAUCAACAGGCAUUAUUGCUGCUGACAAAGUGUAUAGACAGCAUAUUGAAAUCUGCAGCUUGUAUCUCUCUAUGGGCCCACACGGUGUUGGUCUGCUCUGUGGUAUAUUGACUGUAGAUGUGUUGAUCUUGAAGAAUGCAUGUGUGUGUACCCAACACCAAUCCUCUCUGUUUUGCACUCCAGCGUGUUGUACACACCGUGCAUUCAAGUUCCUUGUUGAUACACAGAUGAAACACAUUUUUUAAAAAACCUUUUAUUUAACUGUAUAAUUUAUUACCUAACACUGUUUGAGAGCCAGAUGUUAUUUCAAAGUUUUGGGACUGAUUCAACUAUACGGGACCUGUCAUUUGAAACUGCCCCUCCCAGAGGGGGAUACUGACAAAAGAUUCAGCUUCCAGUCUGUGAUGCUGAUGAUGUUAGUGCGUUCAGAUGUAUUUGUCUGUAUGUGUGUGUGUGUGACCAGUGCUCCUUCAAAUUGAAUGUUUCUGCUUUGCAUGGAAGGAGGCAUAUGCUAUGUGCUACUGCAGCUGCCUAUGAUCUCCCAAAGUCCUACAUGGUCGAUGAACUGGAAUCAACUGAUAAUUCUUCUUGCAUAGAGAAUAAUGAAGGUUUCCAUGAGACGCAUUGUUGUUAUUGUCAUGUAUCUGUUACUACUGAAGUAUUACUGGAGAUACAUCUGUCAAAAUGAGUAAAACGCUUUUGUACGCACCUUCUGCACCAUUUUCUUUUUGUACUGAUAAUUUUAGUUUCUAAAAUAAAACUUUUAAUUUACCUA
This is a messenger RNA of Scophthalmus maximus (turbot), 1708 nucleotides long. RefSeq names its product MID1 interacting protein 1a (gene mid1ip1a). Gene Ontology annotation, cellular component: cytosol. The record is from RefSeq and is a predicted model, not a curated record. Lineage: Eukaryota; Metazoa; Chordata; Actinopteri; Pleuronectiformes; Scophthalmidae. The transcript has a single exon. Bases 346 to 864 code for a protein of 172 amino acids. Gene Ontology annotation, biological process: regulation of lipid biosynthetic process.